Plectropomus leopardus (leopard coralgrouper) is the source of this 8589-nucleotide messenger RNA. RefSeq names its product RUN and SH3 domain containing 1 (gene rusc1). Gene Ontology annotation, cellular component: cytoplasmic vesicle. Lineage: Eukaryota; Metazoa; Chordata; Actinopteri; Perciformes; Serranidae. Gene Ontology annotation, molecular function: protein binding. The record is from RefSeq and is a predicted model, not a curated record.
GAGGCUGUGAACGUCGGAGAGAGAUUCACAUUCACACGGACUGGGAUGAGAGACAGCCCGACGAGAUGGAGACCUUCAUCCAUCUUUACCUGAGUCUGAUCGAUCUUGGGAGUCAAGCCAAGAUGUGACCGUCACGGCGCGUCAUAGUUUGGAUCUGUCCUGCCUUUACAACACUUGUUUCUAUAGCAACAGAAAUACCAGAGCAUCCAAAAAAUCCCCAUUCCCACAAUGCAGUCCUCUAGCUGCUCCUCUCAGCCUCCAAAACCGCGGCGCUUUGACGCCAGCAGGCGGACCAACACCGUCACUGCACCAAAGUCUCAUGGUCCUGGUUUCCAGAGGGAGGAUAAAAACAUGAACACGAUCACGACAUCCUCCCCACGUCGGGCUACUAAAGGCCCCGCCGCACCCACCAGGACCAGGGUAGGAGCGCAGCCUCGAGCGCCAGUCAGUCAGUCCAGGUUUGGCUCACAAAAACAGGGUUCCACCAUCUCCAAAUCAGCAAAGCCCAAACCCAAGAGUGCUCGAGCAUCGGCGGCAACCAAAAUCGCACCAGCAGCCACUCCACCGCCACUCCCCUCUGAUCUCCCUCUCGACCCCAACUGCAACGAGCCGAGCCUCCCGUGUCUGUGCUGCGAUGGCCGCUCCCCGCAGGACAACAACAGCAUGUUCAACCACAACCACAACAACAACAACACCAUCUCUAUCAGGCAGCAACUGCAGCUCCCCCCUCCUCCGGCCCCGGUGCCCCAGAGGCAGGAUGGGAAGGGGGCCAAAGAGCAGCCUCCCUCUCAAGCACAGGCCCAGCUGGAGGCCUCCGCCCGUCCUGCUGCCAGUCUGGAAAACGAAGGCAAGAAUGCUGGCAAAAGUGCUGAUCUGGACAACAAGAAAAAUGUGAAAGUAGAGGACGAAGACGACGAGGAGGAAAGCAGCGGGGACAUUGAUAUUGAUGACGACGAAGAGGCUGACAAUGAUGAUGAUGACGAUGACGACACCCUUGUCCCCCCCUGCUGUGACUGCCCCCCCUCCCUCCUGGAGUUCUCGCUCUCUUCUUCUACCUCCUCAUCCUCCACUUCCAUCAGCUCCUGCUCUGACCUGGAGUCCGACUGCGCGGAUCAAUCCGCCUCCAUCUGCUCUUCCCAAGACCAAGACAAUCUCUCUGUCGCUUUGUCCCCCAAGGAACGCUCUCUCCCACAAGAAUGCCAGCCUCCUGCACGUUCACCCCCGUCCCUUCCUAUCAGCCGCAGUCCCUUCGUCUUAACAUCACAGUCCCCGAUUCCCCCUUGCUCCCCAGAUGAGGGCUACCCCUCCGCAAUGGACUCCCCUUCUCCUGACUAUUUAGGACUCAAAGGUGAAUCCGAGGUCGCCAAAAUCGGUUUGCUUGAUUUUCUGGAAUCAGUUGGGGAGUUUAGGAAAAUGGAGCGCUUCAGCCAGGUGAUCCAAGUGGCUCGCUGGGAUCUGGAGGGGGAGCAGCACUGGGAUGUUCUGAGGGAUUGGCUCGAUCACCUGGAUCGCUUGGAGAAGGUGAACAGGGAGGUCAAACUCUCCUACAUCGCCAGACUUCACGAGAAGGGAUUUGAUCUUGGAGAUCUGGAAGAGCAAGAUCUCUCAGACUUCAUGGACGAAAUGGGCAACAUCGACAUUCCCUGGAAGUUAUAUAAAAGCGGAAAGGGGGCGAUGGGAGACUCUCAGGAGUUCUCAGAUGCGGGGGUCGACCUCACCGCUCCGUCAGACUGUGAGGACCCUCUUGCUCCUGAUUCCCUCACCCCUUCUCCUGUUGAGCCGCCACCUAGACCCCCAAAACCUCCGGCGCGUCAUGCCAGCGUCAGCUCCGACCUCCACACCUACAUCAAUAUCAGCAGGGAGACCACCUCCAUGGCCGUCUCCACCUCUCCUACACUGUCUACUUUCUCCCCGAACUCCACCUCCCCGACAUUCACCACUUUCAGGUGUGAGAAACCCCUACCACCAUCUCCACCCUCCAUUCCACCUCUCCCCACCUCCAAACCAGUCCCGUACCUCACCCUUUACACCACCCCUUCUCCACCUCCAGCUAUCCCCACACCAACUCCUCCCAUUCCUCCUCCUCGGAAGCGUCACCUUGCCAGGAAGGAGGCACAGCGGCUCGCUGCUCUCCAAGCUGAACAAGAAAAGACCCCGCUCUCUCUUCCUCCUCCUACCACACGUCCCCCACCUCUGCCUCCUCCACCUGUUAUCUCAAUCUCCUCCUCAUCUCCCCCUGCCAUACCACCUCCACCUGCCCUGCCUCCUCCUCCCUCCUUCCAUGCACUGGAUGUAGAGAUUCGGAAGUUGUUGAUGCUCGCUGGGUUGACCCAAGCAGAGCUCCUCAAACUCAGCCCGGAGCUUGGAGUUUGUGUCGGAGGGAUGGAGGAUGAGGGAGAUCAUGUGAUCUCAUCCAGGUCUGUGGAGCCACAUGAGUUCAGACUAAAAGAGGAGGAGAAGGAUUAUGACUCCGAGUUCAUGGUCAGGGACGGAUUGAGCAGCAGAGGCAAGGUGGACGGAGAUCGAGGAGCAGAAGAAGGCAAAAAGAAAGAGGACAGCACACAAAGAACCACGUCAUUCACUGAGAUGGCGAGGAGAAGGAAGAGGAACAGUGGUGUGACCUCCGACCCUUACUACAGCACUGGUGUUAUCAGUAUUCAUGAAACUAAAGCAAAUAGCUUUGAAUCUUUCCGGUAUCCUUCCGAGGUGCCGGAUUCCCCUCCACCACCUCCUCCUCCGCCUCGCCCCUUACCGCCGAUUCCCCCGUCUGUGCCACCCCACAAAGUCAGCACCCUCCUGGCUAACUCUGCACAGCCUGAGCGAUUUGAUUGGCUCAUAGCAUUCACACCUGACUGUGAUGCCCCGCCACAGCCUCCACCCCUGGCAACAAGAAAAUCUCCCAUGGAAAAGAAGCUCACUUCAUCAGGGUCAUCUCUGGCUCCAAAGGUCACGACUUUUAAAGAGCUGCGCAACCGCAACAAGAACGCCUCCCCGUCAACAAAAGUGAUCACCGACCCGGACCCUGACCCUACAGUUAUCACCCCAGAUCCAGACAUACUGUACAACCUGAGGUGGAGGAGAGAGAAGCAAGGCGGCGACGGCAACCAAUGGGAGUACACCUCUCAGGCACAGGCUUUCUUCAUGCAACCGCCGCCGGCCCUCACCUCCAUGGCCGCUCUGAAGGAGAUGCUUCAGAGGGCCGACGAGGAGGGGAGACGACCAGAGCUGUGCCCCUCGCAGAAGAUUGGCUCCUCGGUCAGUGACAGCAGCCUGUGGACCAUGGGCAGAGAGUGGGAGGGCGAAGAAGUCAAGAGGGAGGAGAAGGAAGGGAAAGAAGAAGAAGAAGAAGAGGAGGAGGUGGAGGUGGAGGUGAGAGGACGAGCUGAUGGAGGACGGACAUUUGAAUCAAGAACUUCAGCUGUUCGCAGUGUCUCAUUUGCUGGCUCUGUCCAGAGGACAGAGACGUCCUGGAUGGGCGAAGAUGUGAAGCAUCCAGUGAGAGGUCUGGGCCUGUCCUCUCUGUGCCUGCAGGAAAAAAAAGCUCUGGUCAGUGCGGUCAGUGUGGCAGUCGAAGCCAUCUUGGCCCAGUUCAGCUCUUCCCGAACUGUCGUCCAGAAGUCUCUCUCAGUUAACAAGGCGUUAUCAGGAGACAGCACUAUAAAUCCAUCUCUGGGCCGUCUGGUGCUGCAGUGCCUCUGCCCUGCCCUGCACAGCUUGCUGACCGACGGCUUGAAACCCCACCAGAGUGACCUGAUUGCAGGCAGGAGGCCAAAUUCUGCCUGGGGUCUCGUCCAGGCUUCAACCAGGCCAGGUCCUAAAACUCAAGCAUUGUUCAACCUGCAAGUUCGAGUUGGAGAGCUGCCUCAGCUCAGACAGAGCAAACACAGGUUCAACGCUUUUCUCCUCGGCCUGCUGAACACCAAGCUUCUUGAUUUCUGGCUGUCUCACCUUCAGUCUUGCAGUGAUGUGCUGGAGACAUAUUAUCGUCCCACCUCCUUUAUGCGUCUGUCGCUGACCGCCUGCCAGCCUUUGUUCGAGGAGCUGCUCCUCGUGCUGCAGCCUCUCAGCCUGCUCACCUUCAACCUCGACCUGCUCUUCCAGCACCACCAUUUAGAGCCCGACAGUCACAGCCCAGAGAUUCCCAGUCCACCCUGUCAGGAUGCUGGCUUCCAGCUUUCAACAGAGGGGUCCCAGUCCAAAAAUGCAGGCUGCAGAUAUAUCGAAAGCCUGUCAGAAGUGGACUUUGGAAGCCGAGAAUAUCGGGCAGCCAAAGAAACAUUGUCACCAUCGGGUAAUCCAAAGAAUGAAGCAUCACACAGCAGCACUGCACACAUAAAGGCACCGGUCACUCUCGGGCAGACAAGUCCUCAGCUGCUGUGGGUGCAGGAGAAGGAAAUUGGAGACUUACCUCCUCCUGAUGUUGAGGAGGACAGCUUCGCUCAGCAGGCAGGACAGGUCAUCCAGCAGGGAUGGGGAGCUGUGAUGCGUUGGGGAGGCAGACUGAGUCAGAACCUGUCUGAAUUCAGCCUGAAAAAGGAGGAGAUGAAGACGGACCUGCCGGACCUCCAGGCACAAGCAGGGAGUGACUUUGCUCCAGUCAGCGGUGGUGCUCAGGUUCCCUGGGGUCUGGGGCGGCUCUUUGGAGCCUCGAAAAGCCUCAACAGCCCACCAGGUCACACACCACCAACUAGACGUCCCUCCCAGUGGCUGGCUCCUGGUGUCACUGCUCUGACCCGAAUGGUGAGCAGCAACUCCACCCCAAUAAUAAGGAGGGCCCCGGAGCCCCAGGGAGAGAGCGAGCCAAAGUCAGAGAAAGACGCUGAUACACUGGAGAUGAAGGACAAACCCAGACCACUCAGGUCAGUACGAACGCUGUGUGACCACUCGGGGACGGGCUUGGAGCUCAGCUUCUGCAAAGGGGAGGAACUGGUGGUGUUAGGGGGAGUCGAUCAGGACUGGAUUCGCUGUCGUCAGGGAGACAAAGAGGGGCUGGUACCUAUUGGCUACACCUCCCUCAUCAUGUGACUUCGACACCAUUACUGCUGCACUCAAUCAAUAACAAAAUAAAACAAAUAUAUAUAUAUAUUUUAGGCGAGUGUUGAGAGGUUACGGUGAGGCUCCACUACUCUGAAAGGGAUAUUUCACGCUUGCUCGGCUCAAGUUGACUGCAUAACACCAUCUGUUCUGCUUUGCGUGCAUCAGGAGCAGUCUGCAGCCCUCUCUCCCUUUGUGAACAUAUGGGAGUUUUUUCCCCACAUCACAAUCCAUCCAGUUUGGUAGCAUUAAACUAAUGGAUGUUAGCAGCAGGAACGCAGCAGAUGGUGUGAAAUAAUGAAGUCAAAUUUGGACCAUUUCUUACUGGAAGACCUUUGAUCUCGGAGUGAAGUAUCCCUUUAAAACAUCCUUUUUCUCAAUUUCCUUGUCAGCUCACUGAUCUGAAAAUGAUCACAAGGGAAAUUCUGUGAGUGCUUUCAGAUCAGCGGCUGCCCGUCGUGACGAAGCAACAGCCUGGCCGCAGCCACGUUGAAAUCUCUAGCUGUCAGCCGUGGAGUCGUGGCUCGCAGGUUGCGGAGCAGAGAAAGCGUGUGAGAGUAGUGGAGCCGUAGCUCCUGUUGCAUACCGCGUAGUAAUGUAGUGAACUGUAGCUGUGUAGAUCUGUGUUCUCUUGACCUUUCACCCCUAUCGACCUCUCACCUUUAUCGCCUGGUUCAUGUGUGUUUGACAUGUUUCUGCUACUAUAUUUGACUGUAUAAAUAUACAUAAAAAAUCUAUAUAUAGGUAUAUAAAUUGAGAUUGAUAUUACCAAGAUAGAUAGAAAGAUAGAUGAACAAGAGAAAGCAGAUAGUAAAAACAUGAGCAGCAGCUUAAUACUGUGGCCACAUUGAGGAAAAAUUCUUUACAUCUGCAACUUUACACACAUUCGGUAGUUGUCACACAUGCAAAAAAGUAUCUUUCCUCCUGUUUGCUUCGUGUAUUGCCAUCGUCUUGCCGCCAUAUUCAUAAAAUUAUUAGAUUUAGCCACAUACCUUAAUCACUGUAUGUAAUAUGCCAUGAAUGCUUUGAAUGAAUGCCAGAAAAUAUCUAUCCAUCCCACGCAGUCGUAGAAGAUAAUAUCAGACAACAGCAAUCUGUAGCUACAUGUCCAAACCCUCACGGGGCCAACGCGUGUUGGAGUAAACAAAACUAUGCUCAGCUCUUGUUCAAACACUAUCUGACCUUAAAUUCAAUGCAGUGAGAAAAUCCCAGAUGUAUGUAAUUCAUAAACGCUAAUGUAAAGUCUGUGGGUUUGGUGGCCGGUCUUCACCUCGUACCUCAGCUUUUGUAUUUAUCUACCAUGUUUGCUCAUCAUAAUCAUUGAUAUUAAUGAUAGUGGUAGUAAUGGUGGAAGUGAUAUGUUGAUUCUAAUGUUGCUUUGUGUCAUAUAUUUAUUAGUUAUUCUCUAGAUUCUGUAUUGAUGACUAUGCAUAUGGUUAAAUGUACAACAGAAAGCCUUUUUUGUUUGUUUUAAAGUCAUGGUUUUGGUUUGAUGUUGACACCUGAAGCCUAAAUUAAUAGCUUAAAUGGUUAAUAUAAAAGUAGGGAUGGGAAUUGACAACUGCUUGCAAAGCUGAAUUUAAAUCGAAUGCCUCCGAGCUUAUUAAUUCCCCCUUUCGAUGCCCGUGUUGGAUUGAAAUGUGUUCCCUCGUCGAUUAAUGUUUCCCCCUGUUAAUGCAUAGUGCCCCCCUCGGUGGUUAGGGUUAGGUCUACGGGUUUGGGGGAAAACAUAUUGAUGGGGAGACAGUCUUUGACACAACACCGGUAUGUUCCUCUGACAGCUGCAUGUUGCAGAACUGAUGCCAAACUCGCGUCUACGCUGCUGGAAACUUGCCACAAGGUCCAAAGCGUUGUGUCAUUUUACAAAAAAAGAUGACAGCUGUGUCGCCUGUAAUGUUUGUAAAAACUUAUUUUCAAGUAAAGGUUGAAACACCAGUAAUAUGAGAAAACAUCUCUCCGCGCGACAUAAAGUUAAACUCCAGGAAUGUCACGUGUUUGACACGGAUGCCACUGCUUUCCAGCUGAGCAGCAUGUUCGUUAUGGAUUGUAAAUAUCCUUCGUUAAAAUAACUUGCAGGCAGCAGAGUUUUUCUUUGACUAAGAAAACAGAUUAACAGUGGAGCCUUUGCACGCCUGUUGUCCUUAAUAUUUCUCUGCCCAGGGGCCAUAGAUGCAAAAUUGGUUGUAUGGCUAAUUUUGGCUCAUAAAUUGUGUUGUGCAAAAUAAAAAGGUAAAAUUAAAACCAAACCUCUGAGGCUGGAAACUAAAGCAAAUACUGAAGUGCCAAAAACUGCAAUUCCUUAAAUGGCCACUUGAGGCUGGCAGUAAAUCUCAAUAGACUUUUAUUCACUUCAUUGUAAAAUACAUUGAAAUUAAUGACAACUGUACGUGAGUUGAAUCUUUAUAUAUUGCACCAGUUUAUAUUUUAGAAAGGCUUAAAGUUAUGCAUGAUCAAGGGCGAUCUGCUUGAGUGACAGGCUAUGUCCAGCCUCUCGUCCUAAAAUAGCCACUUUUGGCCCCAAAACAACAUGAUGGCAUUGGCCAAAAUGCUGAAUGCUGAGGCUUCAGAUUGGCCUGGUAGCUACAACCAUAUUUCUAUACAGUCUAUGUCGAAAAUAAACCUGAGUCGAGUGCAUGCCUUUAUUUCUACAGAGAUAAUAAAACAGUUGCAUUGACGCUGAAGGCCGAAAAGGCCUUAUUUUUUCCCACCAGAAAAUUUGAGGAAUCAAUAAGGGAAACGAUAAAGAAUUGGACCAAAAAGCACAAUCAAUAAUGUCACUGGUAUCAAUGAAAUCGUAUCAAUUCCCAUCCCUACAUAAAACAGCCAGAUUUUAACUAGUCAUGACAGGCUGACGCUAAAGGACCUCCGUUUAGUUAAGCAGCAACGUCUCAUAGCUAUCGAUCUAUCAGGGAAAGCUCUUCAAAGUUUCCUCGUGUUAUUGUGUCAAUGCCAUGUAGCGUGACAUUACCGUCACUAUGGCAACAGUCCAGUAGCAUUAAGUCGAAGCAGUGCUCGUAACUUGUAACUUAUGAUCACGAUAAAAUGCCAUCAAAACGGAUAAGGUGUUUACAGGAAAUAACGUCUAGAUGAAGAUAAAAUGACACCUUUUGUUUUGUUUUAUUUGUGUGGUUAUAAGUCUUAUUGAAUUUGUUAAUUUAUUGGAUGUGUUAUUUAUCGAUCUUGAGGUUUUUGAAAGGAAUAGCUCUAUCUGACCCAUCUAGUGUCUCUCUAUCUAUCUGGGUUCUUUAUCUGUGUGUGUGUGUGUGUGAGCGUGCACAUGGCAGAGUAUGUGGUAGUGAAAGCAGAGAUGAGUGUGAGCACAUCGGUGUGUCUGCACAUCCUGCACUUUCACUUAUGUGUGUGUGUGUAAGUGUAACAAUGAGAUCUGUACCUCCUCCUCCUCCUCCUCUUUCUCUCUGGUGUCAUGUAGCCUGUAGACAUCCCUGUGUCCUACUAUUGCAUAUAGUUCAGUGCCCCUCUAGUGUCAGUCACUGUCCACCUCCUGCAUGUGCUUGUUUGUAAAUACACCAAAUAAAAUGAUCAGAAUAAACCAAA